Messenger RNA from Trichomonas vaginalis G3, 333 nucleotides. RefSeq lists its product as uncharacterized. The record is from RefSeq and is a predicted model, not a curated record. The coding region runs from base 1 to 333 and encodes 110 amino acids. The transcript has a single exon. Lineage: Eukaryota; Parabasalia; Trichomonadida; Trichomonadidae.
AUGAAGCUCCCCCGGGGUACGGGGUCGGAAUCUAAGCGGGUGAGUGAUAAGCUGAGGGGGUUUAUCCCUGAAAAAACAGAAGCAUGGAAUUUUUUAGUAAUGCGUUUUAGCUCGGGUAUUACCCAGAGCGAACUUAGAAGUAUUGCAAAUGUAGUAUGUUUAAAGUGUAACCUAAAACUUGAACGAGAUGCCUCACGCGAUCGUCGUAUCCUGAUCAAAUGGUUCCAUGAUAAUUGGAAUUGCAUUCACGAUACUGUUUCUAAAAUACAACUUCUUGAUGAAAACGAAAAGCCAAUUAAUUUGGCCCGAGAGGUCUACGAGUUCAAUGGUUAG